AUGUUAAUUAAGUUGUUUUUAAUUUUUCUAAUACUGUUUUGCAAAAAUUUUUUCUGCUUUGCAUUUCUAUCGCAUAACUGUUCUUACACAUAUUCGAGGUCCUUCUCUGUUAACUCCGUUCCCCGGUUAACCAUUUCUCAAAAGAUGGAAAAGAUUCACGAUAUCAACUCCGAGCUUCCCAUUCGCAGGUAUGAGGCUGACUCUCCCGAGGUCAGGAUGAUGGAGAACACUUUGAAGCAGAAGAGGCAGUCCUACCUGGACCACUUGAGGGCUGAGAAGAUGGGAAUCAAGGUUCGCAAGCGUCACAGGGGCGGCAGAAUGGACAAGCUCUUCAUCGGCAGGACCGCCUCCGCCACCGUCAAGUACCUUCUCCUGUCGCCCAUUAAGCUCACGAAGAUCCUCAGGCAGAUCAAAAAGAUGCCUGUGCUCCUUGCUCUUGGGGACUUGGCUCAGAGGGGCGCGAACAGGUACGCUAUCGCCAUCUACAAGGCCAUCAAAUCUGCUCUUUUCAACGCAAAGCGCCUCUACGGGGACGAGACUCUCAGGCCCAGGUUCAGGGAGCUCAGCGCCACCAACGGCGGCUUCAUCAAGAAGCCUCUUUUCCGCGCCAAGGGCCGCUGCGACAUCAUCAGGAAGCCCAAGGCCCACCUGAGAGUAGUGCUUUCAGUCUAA
Theileria orientalis strain Shintoku is the source of this 672-nucleotide messenger RNA. RefSeq names its product 50S ribosomal protein L22. Lineage: Eukaryota; Apicomplexa; Aconoidasida; Piroplasmida; Theileriidae. Gene Ontology annotation, molecular function: structural constituent of ribosome. Gene Ontology annotation, cellular component: large ribosomal subunit; ribosome. Gene Ontology annotation, biological process: ribosome assembly; translation. Bases 1 to 672 code for a protein of 223 amino acids. The record is from RefSeq and is a predicted model, not a curated record. The transcript has 2 exons.